GUAUUAACAACAAAAACUUCUCUUAGCUUCUGCCAGAGCCGUUUGUUCCACCCUAUCUUGUACAAAAUAUUUUCACAGAAUUCUUGAAGGAAAUUUAUAGUAGUCAUCAAUCUGUUCAUCUGAAAGUGAAGAAGAUCUGUUAUAAAGAAAAAAGUACUCUAGUCCUUGCUGCUGCUUUUUUGUUUUCGCGAAAAACUGUAACUAAUGGAAAGCAUCAAUAUUCAGGAGGAAGGUCUCAAUCUUAAGGCUACUGAACUUAGGUUGGGUUUGCCAGGGAGGGAUGAAACUGAAAAGGAAACAAUCUUUAGCUUUAAAAACAACAAACGAGCAGCGCCAAAGUCUACAGAAGACAACGAAUCAGAGGCUAAUUCUGAUGCCAAACACGGUGAUCAUGAGGCUGCACCUGCUGCUAAAGCGCAGAUAGUUGGAUGGCCGCCAAUCAGAUCCUAUAGGAAAAAUAACUUUCCACCAAAAAAGGCUGAGGCAGAGUUUGGUAUUUAUGUGAAAGUAAGCAUGGAUGGAGCACCUUACCUGAGAAAGAUAGAUUUGAAGGUUUAUAAUGGAUAUGCCGAUCUCUUAAGGGCUUUGGAGAGCAUGUUCAAACUCUCCAUAGGUUACUACUCUGAGAGGGAAGGUUACAAAGGAUCAGAAUAUGCACCUACUUAUGAAGACAAAGAUGGCGACUGGAUGCUGGUUGGAGAUGUUCCAUGGGAUAUGUUUAUGUCAUCUUGCAAAAGACUCAGAAUCAUGAAAGGAUCAGAAGCUAGAGGAUUGGGUUGUGGUGUCUGAAAACCUGAAACCAUAGCAAACUAAUGGACAAGUGGAGGAGAUCUCUCUUAAAAAGAGUCAAUCUUAAGGCUUGGGUUUUCGAAGAACUUUGAUUUACACUGCCCGACUCUGAACUAGCCAUAUAUCUAGGCAUCGAUUGGGAAAGUGGGAAGUGAAAGCUUAAUGUAACAGUUAAAGUUACUAAUAUAUGUGGCAGCCUGGCAGGAAGAUCACUACUGGUUUUGAGGUUUUACAAUGUUCUUGUUUAUAAUAAUAUGAUCUAGCCACAUAAUGGAUUUCACAUCCAAUGUACGCCAAGUGUUCUAGACUUCAAAUCGUAGUAAUUAGAAUUUCCUUUCAGAAUUCUUCUUCUACCUUGCUGUAAUUUGUUUCAUAAGCUCUGUGUCACUAAAUGAUUUCAUAAGCCCUGUAA
Molecule: messenger RNA, 1201 nt
Organism: Daucus carota subsp. sativus
Lineage: Eukaryota; Viridiplantae; Streptophyta; Magnoliopsida; Apiales; Apiaceae
Product: auxin-responsive protein IAA4
Exons: 4
Coding region: 205-789 (194 amino acids)
Biological process (GO): regulation of DNA-templated transcription
Cellular component (GO): nucleus
Molecular function (GO): protein binding
Source: RefSeq, a predicted model, not a curated record